GGGAUGACGUCACCGCCCGGGACCGCUGCAGGAUGGAGUGGAAAGCUGCUGCUGAUGGCAUUGUUUUUGUGGCAGCCGCUGAAUGACAGAUCCUCACUACAAAGAUCCCCCCUUGGCCGCGGUGUAGGCCUCCUGGUUCCGGCGUUCCACCAUGCCAGCGCAGCGCCAUGAGUCCUGGAUGCAUGCUGCUGUUUGUGUUUGGCUUUGUUGGCGGGGCGGUGGUCAUUAAUUCUGCUAUCCUAGUGUCUCUCUCCGUUUUGCUGCUUGUGCACUUUUCUAUUUCUACCGGGGUGCCGGCUCUGACGCAGAACCUACCAAGGAUACUCAGAAAAGAACGCCCUAUAUCGUUAGGGAUUUUCCCAUUGCCUGCCGGAGAUGGGCUGCUUACGCCGGACACUCAGAAAGGUGGUGAGACCCCGGGAUCGGAGCAGUGGAAAUUCCAGGAGCUGAGUCAGCCACGGUCGCACACCAGCCUGAAGGAUGAGCUUUCUGACGUUAGCCAGAGCGGAUCUAAAGCUACUACUCCAGCAUCAGCAGCUAAUUCGGAUGUGGCAGCCAUCCCCUCUGACACACCGCUGAGGGAGGAGAGUGAUGCGCUGGUGAGGGGCGCAGACACGCCGGCGGGGUUAGAGCUAAGCAAGCACAUCGAGGUGCAGGUCGCCCAGGAGACACGGAAUGUGUCCACAGGCUCUGCUGAAAAUGAAGACAAGUCGGAAGUUCAAGCAAUCAUCGAAUCCACUCCUGAACUGGACAUGGACAAAGACCUCAGUGGAUAUAAAGGUUCCAGCACUCCCACCAGAGGCAUAGAGAACCGAGCUUUCGAUCGCAACACAGAAUCUCUCUUUGAAGAGCUGUCUUCUGCUGGCUCCGGCCUCAUUGGCGACGUGGAUGAAGGCGCGGACUUACUAGGGGAAUAUUCUGGAAUGGGUCGUGAAGUUGAGAACCUUAUACUAGAAAAUACACAACUUUUGGAAACCAAAAACGCUUUGAACGUGGUGAAGAACGACUUGAUAGCCAAAGUGGAUGAGCUGACCUGUGAGAAGGACGUGCUGCAAGGGGAGCUGGAGGCCGUGAAGCAGGCCAAGCUGAAGCUGGAGGAGAAGAACAGAGAACUGGAGGAGGAGCUCAGGAAAGCUCGUGCCGAAGCCGAAGAUGCAAGGCAAAAAGCCAAAGAUGACGAUGAUAGCGAUAUCCCCACGGCCCAGAGGAAGCGGUUCACGAGAGUAGAGAUGGCCCGAGUUCUCAUGGAGAGAAACCAGUAUAAAGAGAGACUGAUGGAGCUCCAAGAAGCCGUCCGAUGGACGGAGAUGAUUCGGGCAUCACGAGAAAACCCAGCCAUGCAGGAAAAAAAAAGGUCAAGCAUCUGGCAGUUUAUGCCAGCGCGUUUCAGCCGACUUUUCAGCUCCUCAAGUAACACGACAAAGAAGCCCGAGCCGCCCGUCAAUCUGAAGUACAACGCCCCCACCUCUCAUGUGACCCCGUCCGUCAAGAAGAGAAGCAGCACCUUGUCGCAGCUCCCUGGAGACAAGUCCAAAGCCUUUGACUUCCUUAGUGAAGAAACCGAAGCUAGUCUAGCGUCCCGCAGAGAGCAGAAGAGAGAGCAGUACCGGCAGGUGAAGGCGCACGUGCAGAAGGAGGACGGGCGCGUGCAGGCGUUCGGCUGGAGUCUGCCUCAGAAGUACAGACAGGUGACCAAUGGUCAAGGGGAAAAUAAGAUGAAGAAUUUACCUGUGCCUGUCUAUCUCCGACCUCUUGACGAAAAAGAUGCAUCCAUGAAGCUGUGGUGUGCGGUCGGAGUGAAUCUGUCUGGUGGGAAGACCAGGGACGGCGGGUCAGUGGUUGGAGCGAGCGUGUUUUACAAGGACGUUACUGGUUUGGAUACGGAAGGCGGUAAACAGCGGAGUGCAUCCCAGAGCAGCUUGGAUAAGUUAGAUCAGGAGCUUAAGGAACAGCAGAAGGAGUUAAAAGCCCAUGAGGAAUUAUCCAGUCAGGUGUGGAUCUGCACCAGCACUCAUUCAGCGACAAAGGUGAUCAUCAUCGAUGCCAUUCAGCCCGGCAACAUCCUCGACAGCUUCACCGUGUGCAACUCGCACGUCCUGUGCAUCGCCAGCGUCCCGGGAGCCCGGGAAACAGACUACCCCGCAGGAGAGGAGCUCUCAGAGUCUGGUCAGGUGGACAAGGCGUCCUUAUGCGGAAGCAUGACGAGCAACAGCUCUGCAGAGACCGACAGCCUGUUGGGAGGCAUCACGGUGGUCGGUUGCUCCACAGAAGGUGCGACGGGAGCUGCCACGUCCCCUAGUACCAACGGUGCUUCUCCAGUGACAGACAGGCCCCCAGAAAUGGAAGCGGAACACAGUGAGGCUGACGAAAGUGUUCCAACCGCUGAGGAGGCAACGGAGGCCACCGAAGGCAACGCCGGGUCCGCAGAAGACGCUGUGGACGUCUCCCAGCCCGGUGUGUACACCGAGCACGUCUUCACGGACCCUCUGGGGGUGCAGAUCCCCGAAGACCUGUCCCCGGUCUAUCAGUCGAGUAACGAUUCAGACGUGUAUCAAGACCCUGUAUCGUCGGUGUUGCCAAGUGAACAAGACCUGGCGAGGGAGGAAGCCCAGAAGAUGAGCAGCCUGCUGCCGACCAUGUGGCUGGGCGCUCAGAAUGGCUGCCUCUACGUGCACUCGUCUGUGGCCCAGUGGAGGAAGUGUCUCCAUUCCAUCAAACUCAAGGACUCCAUCCUCAGCAUUGUGCACGUGAAAGGGAUCGUGUUAGUGGCGCUGGCUGACGGCACCCUCGCGAUCUUUCACCGGGGAGUUGAUGGCCAGUGGGACCUGUCCAACUACCACCUCCUAGACCUGGGGCGGCCUCACCACUCCAUCCGGUGCAUGACCGUGGUGCACGACAAAGUGUGGUGCGGCUACAGGAACAAGAUCUAUGUGGUCCAGCCCAAGGCCAUGAAAAUAGAGAAAUCCUUCGAUGCGCACCCCCGGAAGGAGAGCCAAGUGCGGCAGCUGGCCUGGGUGGGCGAUGGAGUGUGGGUCUCCAUCCGCCUGGACUCCACGCUCCGCCUCUACCAUGCGCACACUUACCAGCAUCUGCAGGAUGUGGACAUUGAGCCUUAUGUCAGCAAAAUGUUGGGUACUGGGAAACUGGGCUUCUCUUUCGUGAGGAUCACAGCACUUAUGGUGUCCUGCAAUCGUUUAUGGGUGGGGACAGGAAAUGGUGUCAUUAUCUCCAUCCCACUGACAGAAACCGUAAUCCUCCACCAGGGACGUUUACUGGGGCUGAGGGCAAAUAAAACCUCAGGAGCACCAGGAAAUCGUCCUGGGAGUGUGAUCCGUGUCUACGGUGAUGAAAACAGCGAUAAAGUGACUCCAGGGACCUUCAUACCGUACUGCUCGAUGGCGCACGCACAACUCUGCUUCCAUGGGCACCGGGACGCGGUGAAAUUCUUCGUGGCUGUCCCAGGUCAAGUCAUUAGCCCACAGAGUGGCCGUGGUGGCACAGACCUGGCAGCUGACAAAGCGGGGCCCUGUGCGCAGGAGCCUGGCAGCCAGACGCCCCUGAAGUCGAUGCUGGUCAUCAGCGGAGGAGAGGGCUACAUCGACUUCCGGAUGGGUGAUGAAGGCGGAGAAUCAGAGCUCCUCGGAGAGGACCUCCCACUGGAACCUUCUGUCACCAAAGCCGAAAGGAGCCACCUGAUCGUGUGGCAAGUGAUGUACGGCAGCGAGUGAGCCCGCGGGGACAGCCGGAGGCGGAGCGCCGUCUCUUCUGCAUGGUUUAUUUUGCCUUUUCCCCUUUAUUUAAUGCUCGCUUGUGAAUAAGUUUCACCACAUAAGAUGUGAGCAUUUUAUCCUGUUAACUUUAUAUUACAAAACCUGUCCUGCUGUAACAGUCCAGAGGGGCUAGCUGUCUUACUGCACCAGUGUUAUAGGCGAUUUCAGUGUAUCAUGAACAAACCAGAGAACGUGGACUUUCCCAAACCGGGGCGUUACAGAGAGCAAUCGGGAUGUGGCUCGCCUGGCCAUGUCUCACGUCACUCGCUUCAACUGAUGGGGUCACUUUCUAGCUGUCACUAAUAAUGGAAUCAGUGGGAAAUACUUGAUAAAUGAAACUGUGCCACUAGGUACAGUGGCACAAUUUUCCCCAGUGUAUUAUACAGUGGACACACACUAAUAGCAGUGGAUCGUCACGAUUUACCUAACUGUCCCGAGAGGGCUGAGAGCUAACUGUAAAUUAACUUCCACUUUCAAAUCUGACAAAUCUUGUUUAUAUGGUAUAUAAAACUUCGUUUUCAUCAGAUUAGGGGGGUUUUAUAUUAAAGAAAUUAAGACUACACUAUUUAAAUACAAUUUUCCUCUUUCUGUUUUAGUAGAGCUCUAAAGUUACCGAGGCCUGCUUCUCUGAAUAUUGUUUUUUUUCACUAGUUGCACUCAUUUCCAUGCUGCCAGGUCUGAGAGGCUCAUUAUUUGUAAGCUUAGAAGAUGUCUGGAGAAACGUCAGCAUUGGAAGGGUUUUUAAAGGAAUUGUGUUUUGUAUCCUGGUACCAGAGGACGAAGGUGGCCGGUGCAUUUUUGGUUUUGUCCCAUGUCAAACACGGGCCCGUUGGCCCCGAGCCCGGGGUGACAGGAGCAGCACAGUGGCGCGGAGUCCGCUCUGAAUGACUGAGGAAGCGGGCAGGAAAGCUGUUUCUUUUGUUCUGUAUAAAAGGAACCCUCAGCUCACGCUUGGUCCUUUGAAUGUAAAUAACACACGUGAGGCUCGCUCUCUUUUCAGUGUAAAAUGCCGCCCAAAGGAAGAACUGAAGGAGAAGACGGCAGGGCCAAGACGCCGCACACAAGGUCAGGGUCGGCUCUGCGCCUUUGCACACGGCGUCCUCUCCAAGCAGGCGGAGUCUGGGCUCCCCUGAUUUCCUUGUUCAGUGUUUCUAAAAACUGACGCUGUGGCUUUAACCCUCUCAGACGUCCUGAAAAUGUGCGAUGUACCAUUGUUUACCCAUUACUCAAGCAAAGCUAAUUACAAUUUUGUGUGCUAUUUUAAAAAUAUGAACCUAUAGGAAAAAGGUCCCCCAGUCACUGGAAGGACUGCGUCCAAGAAGAGAAAGCAAACAGGUCUGUGACUGUCUCCGCAUUAAGUACCAGGGAUUUUUUUCCCCAAAGUAUUGUGCAAAAAUAUCUGUCACAUGUACACCCAGGACUGUGCGUGUGUACGUACCUAGGCUGGAGGAGAGAACACACGGGACUGAGUGACCAGGGCGGCCUUCCCACCCACUUGGCCACGUGCGCCUAUAAGCGCAUUGUACACACAGCAAAACUGCGGUCCCUGUGUGUUAGGAGAAAACCUUGAGCAAAGGCUACGUUUGGAGGAUAAUGUUUUGCUUAAAUGAUGUAGUCGCUUUUCUGACCCAAAACUUAGGCCACUUUUCCAUAGCUUAAUUGCUAUGUUUUUAUUUUAUUUUAAAUCUGAACCCUUUUUUGGCAAUACCUAACAAAGCAUUACUAAACAUUGUUCAAAUGCUACAUAGAGAGCUUCCUAAGGAGAUGCCAAAGUGCGUGGGGGUUCGAGCCCAGGAGGAAGCGCCGCGGAGGCCGGCCUCACGCGCCCCACAGGGGGCCUGGGGUGUCCCCACGGGGACGAGAGGCAGACCUGUGUGGCGUGGCUGUGAUCGCUGUAACUUGAGGAAUGUGGCGUGCGUCUUGUCUGAAGAGGUCGGUUUCCUGUGGCCCUGUUAUGUAGGCACCAGAGUGAACAAAAUGCCUAUACAGUCUGUCCUGAAGGCUCGUGCUUAUAUGUGUCAUUCCAGUUAAAAUUUUUCUACCGGUUGCUUUCCUUCCUCUUUCCCCCAGUGACAGGUCUGUAUCCCUGCAACAUUCACUUUGGUCAGGGCGGUGACCCUUGGGACAGAUGGCAGGUGUCGGCUGCUCACAAGCAGCGCGGUGUGACCUGCCCAAAGCUCCCGUGUCGGGGCAGAGGAGGCCCGCGUGCCUCGCCUCGGUCUCCCGAGGAAGCGGGACUGAGAACGCCUGCUCCACAACAUUCAGCCUUGCGUGAGGCUGUGAAGUUGCCAGUGUUCUGCCGUUGCUGAUGCACAAAAAACGGCACCACCCAGGCUGCAACCUAAUUUUUACUAUAAAUACAGGUUAACAUCUCUGUGCAGAAAAGGGAGAAUGUUUUUCAGGAACUCAGUUGAGUUUUUCCUCAACCCGUGUGGAUCUAAAGUGCUAAGAUAGGAAUGAAUCUCUUAAACGCUGCAGCUUUUUGAGAAUGUAAGGCAUUUUUAGCACAAAAUAUGCAGCACGCGACGUUUCAGAAAGAUGACGUGCGUUUGCAUAGACAAGGUUAAAGUACAUUCUCUCAGCUGCUUUAGCGUUCAUCUCCUACAGCGGUCUCCACAUCCGGGAAGAGGCUCUAACAUAGGCUGCCUUAGUCACAAAACAAAGCUAAACAAGCGUGCAUUGUGUGAGCCGUCCUCAAGCGCCAGGGUCUUGCCAGCCCUGUGGAACUAUUUCCUGUGCUACGACCACUACCAAAGGACUGAACGGGCUUCGGACUCUUCUUCCUCGAUCAUGUUGAGAAAGGGACGCAUCCGCCCCGCCUUGUAACGUGGGAAGCGGGGAGAAAAACACAGAAUCAUAAAAGCUUUUCUAACAGGGUUAUGCUGUUCUGUAACACUAAAUGUCUUUUUCUUUCCCUUAAAAGUUUUAUUAAUAAUUUCGUCCUACGUUUCUCAGUAUCCGAAUAUACUUUAACAUUAUGUUCUCAGUGUGUUUCUGUGCUAGGCGUCUUACCAGGUCUCUCCGCCGCUGCAGCCGGGCUCUCGGGGGCCCGCUCGCUGUCUGGGGCAGAGGCUUCGGUUCUCUGAGCAGACAGCUCAGUUAGCGAUGUAGUUAUCUCAGUAUUUAUUUCUAUUACGGAAUCCCUGGGGUUCGGAAUGUAACUUUGUACAUGAAAUAUAUAUAUAAAUAUGUAUAUGAAACAC
Chinchilla lanigera (long-tailed chinchilla) is the source of this 6973-nucleotide messenger RNA. RefSeq names its product sperm associated antigen 9 (gene Spag9). The transcript is spliced from 29 exons. Gene Ontology annotation, molecular function: signaling receptor complex adaptor activity; JUN kinase binding; MAP kinase scaffold activity. The record is from RefSeq and is a predicted model, not a curated record. Gene Ontology annotation, cellular component: cytoplasm. The coding region runs from base 168 to 3728 and encodes 1186 amino acids. Gene Ontology annotation, biological process: vesicle-mediated transport. Lineage: Eukaryota; Metazoa; Chordata; Mammalia; Rodentia; Chinchillidae.